Molecule: messenger RNA, 444 nt
Organism: Rhizophagus irregularis DAOM 181602=DAOM 197198
Lineage: Eukaryota; Fungi; Glomeromycota; Glomeromycetes; Glomerales; Glomeraceae
Source: RefSeq, a predicted model, not a curated record
AUGUCUCAACACAGAUUUAAAAGUAAAACUUAUAGAUUUCAAUCUUAUAAUUCAUCUGAUCUUUAUUCUUCACUUAAUACACAUAUUGCUACCAGUUCUCAAUCAAAUUUAACAAAUAACAUUAAUUCUGAUUCACAACCCUCAGAAAUUAUUCAAAAUCCAUUAAACUUAGAUGUUGCUCCAUUACCUAUUUGGCAACCUUCUACACGUCUAAGUAAACUUCACACUCAAUUUCAAACUACAAUUCUUUCUCAAUACACGUGCUUACCUUGUGCAUUUUGUGGAAAAUUAUUAUAUCCUACCAAGGCUAAAUGGUUUCCAUAUGAUGAAAACUACACCUAUCCUCUUGAAAUAAACUUUCAAAACAUUGAUAUCUAUAUAAAAGAUGAUGGUUCAAUACGCACUGUAUGUGUAUGUGAAAGUUGUAAAAACAAUCAAAAAUGA